GCCCAGCAAACGGAGGCAGCGCCAACGGCCAUGGCUCUUCCUUUGGCCUUCGCCGCGGCGCCAGGGCCUCCGGCCGCGCCUUUCGCCGGCGCGCUCCGACGGCGCGGCGUUUCGAGGACGCGGCGGCCGAGCCGAAGGCGCGGCGGCGGCGGCUUGCGCCUUGCAGGCGUCGCUGGCGUCGCUGCCGGGCUCCUGGCGAAAUGCCCUCGUGCCCAGCGCAAAGGUUUGAUGCUCCAGGCAUCGAACAUUGGCGAAAAGGUGGUGGGCAUUGAUCUCGGCACCACCAACUCAGUGGUGGCAGCAGUCGAGGCUGCAACACCAUGCAUCAUACCCAACUCAGAGGGCGAGCGCACCACUCCCAGUGUCGUCGCGUACACGAAAGAUGGGGAGGUGCUGGUUGGGACAACAGCCAGACGGCAGGCGGCCUUGAAUCCGCUCAACACCUUCGGCUCCGUGAAGCGAUACUUUGGUCGCAGCUUCGCAGAGGUUGAGGACGACGUCUCGUCAAUGCCUUACCACAUUGUGGACAGGGAUGGAAAGGUGCGCCUGGACUGCCCCAUCUUGGGCCGGGGCCUGGCACCCGAAGAAGUCUCCGCGGAGGUGCUGAGGAAGCUUCGCAGGGAUGCCGCCUCGUUCCUAAAUGCGGACAUCACAAAGGCGGUGAUCACUGUGCCUGCGUACUUUGACAACUCUCAGCGGCAGGCCACCAAGGCCGCCGGGAAGCUGGCGGGCCUGGAGGUUCUCAGAGUCUGCAAUGAGCCCACCAUGGCAGCACUGGCGUAUGGGCUUGACCAGAAGGCGAUGCUCUUUAUGCUGGUCUUUGACCUGGGGGGUGGCACCUUUGAUGUCUCGGUCAUGGAGGCUGGCGACGGCGUGUGCGAGGUCUUGGCCACCAACGGAGAUACGCAGCUGGGGGGCGACGACUUCGAUCAGCGCGUCCUCAGCUGGCUGCUGCAGCGCUUCCAGCAGCAGCAUGGCCUCGACCUCCGAGAGGACAAGCAGGCGCUGCAGCGGCUGCUGGAGGCCAGUGAGAAGGCCAAGGUGGAGCUCUCCUCCCUCCAGGAGGUCCGCGUCUCGGUUCCCUUCAUCGCGGCGGACGAGUCGGGACCUCUGCACGUGGAGGAGGUCCUCACCCGGGAUUGCUUCGAGGAGCUGUGCGAAGACCUGCUGAAGCGCUUGGAGACGCCGGUGAAGCAAGCCUUGGAGGAUGCGCGGGUGAAGACCAGGGCAUUGAGGGAGGUGGUUUUGGUGGGUGGCUCUACACGCAUUCCGGCCGUGCAGACCCUUGCGCGGGAGCUCACAGAUUUCAAGCCGGUGAACUCUUCGAUUAGCCCGGAUGAGGUGGUGGCCAUUGGAGCUUCAGUGCAAGCAGCUAUGAUCGCUGGCGAGGUCAAGGACAUCAUGCUGAUCGACGUCACGCCCCUGACGCUGGGUGUGGAGACGGACGGCGGCGUGUUCUCCGCUGUCAUGGAGAAGGGCACUGCAGUGCCCUGGAAGGCGAAGCGGAUCUUCACCACCUCCGGUGAUGCCCAAGAUGCCAUCGAGGUGGUGGUACUCCAGGGGGAGAGGCCCUUGGCAAAGGACAACAAGAAGCUCGGCAUGUUCCGACUGGACGGCAUUCCACCAGCUCCCAAAGGCGUCGCAAAGAUUGAGGUCUCCUUCGACAUCGACGUCGAGGGUAUCCUCACGGUCUCUGCCAAAGACUGGGCGACGAGCCAGGAAAAGACCAUUCGCAUCGAGGACUCCUCUUCUCUAGAUGAUGCCGAGGUGCAGCGCAUCCUGGACGAGGCGGAGGCGAAGUGGACAGAGGACGAGGAGGCCAAGUUCCAGCUGGAGCUAAGGUACGCCGCUUCUCGCCUUCUGGAGCAGACUUCGCAGAAUCUCUUAGAGCUAGGCUACAAGGCCCCGGCGGAUGCGCGGCUGGCACUUGAGCCCAAGCUGAAGGAAGUGAAGGUCCUGAUGGAGGAGGAGGAGACAGAUCACUUCAAGUUGAUGGAUGCGGUGGAUACCUUGCGAUUCGAGCUCAUGAAGCUGGGUCUGCGCGUCUACGGGAAGCAGGUGGCGCCGGAUGGCGCCCCGGGCCCUGCGAAGCCGCGCCUGGUGGGUGGCAGUGCCGGGGGCGGAUACAUUCUGCAGGAGGAUGAGGUCUAUGACGAGGCUGCAGACAAAGCAGAGAGUGAGAAGUGGGCCAACUUGAGGAAGAAGGCGCAGGACAUGUACGGCCGGGGCAGGAAGGUUUAAAGAUCUGCUAAGCCGCUGGCAUCCGUUUUGGAGUCCGGCGCGG
Messenger RNA from Effrenium voratum, 2284 nucleotides. Lineage: Eukaryota; Dinophyceae; Suessiales; Symbiodiniaceae. The record is from the annotation of a GenBank genome assembly.